ACUGACUUCCGCUUUAAGGCGGUCAUCUUGACGCUGCUUGACUGGCGGCUAGAGCGCAUGAAAGCUGGCCAAAGACGCACGACGAGCCGCCACUAAAUCUUCUUGUUGUCCGCGCGGGGUGCGGCCGUCUUCGCCAUGAUUUGGCGGACGACGUGACGACUCGAGGCGGAAGUUGAACGCCGAGCGGAGGAUUAUCCAGCGAGGCGUUUCCAGCGGACAAUACUGCCGCAAACUUUGUGACGCUGUCGCAAAGUUGAGAAGCAGGGCAAGUUGGAAGGAGGAAAGGUAUGACAAGUUAGGUAUGACAAGUUAGGUAUGGCUCACCUCGGACUGUGACAAGUGCGUCCAUGGAGGAGCGGGAGAGGGAGAGGGAGGACAUGUUGGUGGUGAGUGGGAGCAAGGUUCGAGCCCCGCUGAGCGUAGUGUUCGCCACCCUGCUUUACUGCGCAGAGCUGAUCAACGCCGCCAUCCUGUGCCGACAAUACAGCCGCACUGACGACACCCACUGGCUGGCCUUCACCCUCACCUUCAUGCUGCUGCCCGCCGUCCUCAUCCAGAUGACGCUCAUCUUCAUCCACAGGGACGUGGGCAGGGACAGGCCGCUGGUCCUCCUCCUGCACCUGCUCCUGCUGGGCCCCCUCAUCAGGUGUUUUGAUGCCUUGGUGGUGUACUUCAAAGCCGGCAAGGUGGAGGAGCCGUACGUCACCAUCACCAGGAAGAUCUUCCUGGGGAGGGGCCACCAGAGGACCUGGACCGAGUACGAGAUCAGCCGGUCGCAGCGCAUCCUGGCCACGCACAAGAACGCCUUCAAGCGCACCUCCGUCAUCCAGGCCUUCCUGGGCUCCACGCCGCAGCUCACCCUCCAACUGUACGCCGCCAUCCUGGAGAAGUCCAUCCUGUCUGUACGACUGUCGCUGAUGAUCAUCACCAAGGUGUCCAUCAUUUACGGCGCCCUGGUGUGCAGCGUGCUGGCCAUCCAGGUGUGCUACGACGACUACAAGGUUCGUUUCCGCAAGUUGGCCUACCUGUGCAUGGUCCUGUGGCGAGGCCUGGAGAUCGCCACCCGCAUCACCACCCUGGUCCUCAUGAGCACAGCGCUCAACCAUUGGGUCAUCCUGGUGGGCGUGGCCAACCUGCUCUUCUUCUUCUUCUUGCCCUGGGCCGAGUUGUGGGCCAAAAAGGGCUCGCUGGCCGAGGACGUGGAGAAGAACUUCUCCAAGCUGGGCACGGUGGUGGUGCUGAGCGCCUUCACGCUGCUCUACGCCUGCAUCAACGUCUUCUGCUGGUCGGCCGUGCAGCUGGACCUGGGCCACCCGGAGCUCCUGGACCGGAAGCAGCGCUGGGACCGCCUGGCCGCGUACUACAGCGUGCGCUUUGUGGAGAACCUGCUCCUCAUCACGCUCUGGUACUUCUUCAAGUCGGACUUCUACGAGUACGUGUGUGCGCCGCUGCUGGCCUUGCAGCUGCUGGUGUGCUACAGCCUGGCCGUGCUCUUCAUGCUGCUCUUCUACCAGUACCUCCACCCCUGCAGGCGCCUCUUCAGCCACAACGUCCUGUGCUGCCGCCAGCACCACCCGGAGGCCGGCAAGAUGGCCCCGUCCUACUCCGCCGCCGCCACCAUGGUGCUGAUGUCGGACGAGCCCGUGGCGCUGCUGGACCCUCCGGACUCCCACCUGCAGGAGACCACUAUCUUGGAUGACCUGACAGAAUAUGCCUGAGAAAAAUGUGGUGUUUGGAGGAGGUGGAGUGGACUUGAACAACAUCGUUGGAGACUUUGGCCUUCAAGACCCCCCCGGCGGUGACCCAAACAAUGUAUCCUCCCAGACAAAGUCCGCCUUUGAGAGCGGCUCAGAACUGAACCAGGUGUGCAAGGCAAGCUCGCCAAAAAGGUGUGAGGAGUUCUGGGAGUCGCUCCGCCCACCGAGAUCUUCCUCCUCUUGCGUGUGGAAGUGUGACAAAUAUCUCCACUAAUGAACUCAUAUGUGGGACCUUUGAAAAGAUGCAAGCAAUCAGAUUGUUCCCAGAAAGAAAAUGUGGAUAGAGAACACAUUUAAGAUGGCUGCCACUGAAUGAGCUUUUUCUCUAUUUUACUGCUUGUGCCUUCACCCUUUUCUUCGAUUUGAACAUUUAAUAAAGAAUAAGAAUGACAACACCCAU
Messenger RNA from Nerophis lumbriciformis (worm pipefish), 2157 nucleotides. RefSeq names its product XK related X-linked (gene xkrx). Gene Ontology annotation, cellular component: membrane. The record is from RefSeq and is a predicted model, not a curated record. NCBI's taxonomy places the organism in Eukaryota, Metazoa, Chordata, Actinopteri, Syngnathiformes, Syngnathidae.